This is a messenger RNA of Trypanosoma cruzi, 1233 nucleotides long. RefSeq lists its product as uncharacterized. The transcript has a single exon. Lineage: Eukaryota; Euglenozoa; Kinetoplastea; Trypanosomatida; Trypanosomatidae. Bases 1 to 1233 code for a protein of 410 amino acids. The record is from RefSeq and is a predicted model, not a curated record.
AUGACCACGUGCGAACAGUAUGGGGAAGCGGUGAAUGGGUUGUCGCCGCGCUCACCGGAAGUGCGUGUCGCUGCCAGCCACAUUAAAUCGGUUUACGGAGCCACGCAUACAACACCAGCGCACAGAAGCAGCUUUUCUCCCAUGAGGCCCUUUGCGGCGGAACCCCCGGGGAAAAAGGCCAUUGACCAUCGCAGUUCUUUCAAUGGUCGCCCUCCCAGAGUGCCGUCCGCUUCAAUGCCCACGCAUUCACUGAGCAAAAACGUGAGGAAUGAGGAUAACCGCGCAGUGCUUGUAUCGCUGGAAAACUUUGAGCACGUGCCGAGCGUCAAGGGUGUGCUGAACAGCCCCCGAAGCCUGCAGGCCUGCAAAAUGGAGGACGUGCUUCCGGCUGACUUGCUGCAGCGCAGUUUGACAGACUUUAUGGGCCAGGGCGUACCGGAAGAAAUUGCGCAGUUGCGCUAUACUGUCUUUGAGAAACGGCGAAAGGACAGGCUUGAACGCGUCUGCCGAGCCCGCGCACUGUUGUUGGCCGAAGAAAAGAAGGCGGAGGAGCUCGACGGAGGUGUCAGGGACCCGAAAACCCUCCAAGAGAACACGGCAGAAGCAAGGAGAGAGGCGGGCGAUGCCAACAGCCUUCCACGCCAUUCAAUAAGUAUGUCAAAUCAUCACGGAGGCAACUCGCGCAGUAGCAGCUUAUUUUGGAGGCAGGGCCGCAGCCCCUCCAAGACCUCUUCUUCCCGCCACAGAAGGUUACUUUGGCAUAAGCCUGAGAGCCGCUCUGCAUCCAUGGGCUCAAUGCUGAUCUACAGCCGCGCCAUUACCGAGCAUCGUUCACCCUCGGAAAAGGAGCUUGCCAUGCUGGAGAGGAUUGAAGAGCGUGAGCAGCGACUCGCCGAAGCCAAACAGCGUGUGGAGCUGGAAGAGAAGAAUCGGGAGCAAGAGCUCGUUCAAAAGCAGCUGGACAAAAUGCGAAAGAUCGUGAACAAUAUGAUACAAAAGGAGAUUACGAGGAAUGCCGCCAUCAAUUCGAGGCGAAUGAAGUGGGAGGAACAAAUGAUGAGGAUCCGUGAGCAGAAGAGGCGCGAUGAGGAGGCACGAAGAUCUCAAUCGGUUCCGCGUGGGAAUCGUGCGAGCACGCACCAGGGGAAUGGUGUGUUUCGAGCCUCGACGUCGGGUGUUUACCGCAAGGAGCAGGGAGAUUCUUUGAGGUUUGCUAAAACUUCCUCGUGCUAA